Molecule: messenger RNA, 747 nt
Organism: Lachancea thermotolerans CBS 6340
Lineage: Eukaryota; Fungi; Ascomycota; Saccharomycetes; Saccharomycetales; Saccharomycetaceae
Gene: LRS4
Product: Lrs4p
Exons: 1
Coding region: 1-747 (248 amino acids)
Source: RefSeq, a predicted model, not a curated record
AUGAGCACGCUAAUCCAGCUGCUUGCAAAUUACUACGAAUCGGUCAUUGAGUGCGAAAGGAUAUACUAUGAGCAUGUAAAUUGCAGUAAGGUCCAGCAGGAGCCCAUGCAGAGGGACUCAUUACUCGUGAAGGAGACAAUCAGCUUACAACGGCAGAUUGCCCAACUGACAGCUGAUUGCAACCAGCAAAAGCGUGAAAAUGAACGGCUCAAGCAAGUCCACAAGACCCAGCUGGCACUGCUCGAGUCCAAACUCGAAAACGCGCGAAAACAUUCGAGGCCCAAAACCCCUGAUGGGGCUACGCGUCGCGACAAAGAUUCAAAAUCAGUGCACCUAUUAAGCCCGAUUAGCAAGAAGAAGCCGAAAGCAAAUGGAAGCAGUAACGGUAUUGCAGGUGCUCAUGGUACACCCUCUGCUGGUCAGAGUAAUGGCCUGCGACAUGCUAUAUAUAAAAACAAGCCGACUCUGUUCGACGAGGACGCAAGCGAAGUUGCUGAGAAUUCAAACGAGAUAUCGUUCCUGACCUCAAUUAAGGGCAAGGAUAAACUAGCUGAUAUAGUGCUUCCAAAGGACACAUUAGAUUCAUCCAGCGACCUCGAGGAAGAAAGCAAUGACGACGCGAAUACUGCCAAAAAGAAUCCCGAACCCGAGCAAAAACAGAAAAAGCGCAGGCUCACUAAGAAGAGAAUACAGAGGGUAGACAGUGAUGGUGAAAAUCAUUUGCUCUCAACACAGGGCGAACAAUGA